Messenger RNA from Phytophthora infestans T30-4, 1495 nucleotides. RefSeq names its product Sporangia Induced Dynein Regulatory Complex Protein. Gene Ontology annotation, cellular component: motile cilium; Golgi apparatus; microtubule. Gene Ontology annotation, molecular function: microtubule binding; small GTPase binding. The coding region runs from base 23 to 1462 and encodes 479 amino acids. Lineage: Eukaryota; Oomycota; Peronosporomycetes; Peronosporales; Peronosporaceae. The record is from RefSeq and is a predicted model, not a curated record. Gene Ontology annotation, biological process: cell motility. The transcript is spliced from 3 exons.
GAAAAAACAAACGAGAGGAGCGAUGGGACCCAAGAAGAAAGGGAAGAAAGGCAAGAAGGGCAAGAAAGAGGAAGAAUUGCCGCCAGAGGAGCCCUCAGAGUAUGACACGAUGGACGUGCCGAUGCUGAAGGAGGUGAUCCAGAUGCUGAGACAGCAACUGGAGAAGGCACAAGUGGAUCGCAACUACGUACAACACGAACGGGACAUGAUCGAGUCUUUCUACGAGAUCACCAAGCAGGAGAUCCAGGACCACGAGAACCAAAUCAUGGCCAAAGACCGCGAGAUGGAGAUCAUGGAAGACAACCAUCGCGUCGAAGUGCGUGUGUACGUACAGAAAGUGAAGCACUUGGACUACGAACACAAGAACAAUCUCAAGCGCGUCCAGACGGACGGCACGGGUCACAUGGACGAGGAGCAGGAUCUGCACGAGCACCGAGAGACCGUGUUACGCAGCACCAAGCAGUCGCUCAAGCUCGAGCUCAAAGAGCGAGAUUUGUCCAAUGAGGACGAGACGGAGCAGAUGAAACAAGCGCACGAGAAGAACCUCAUGAAGCUGCGCGAACAGUUCGAGAAGAACAACGCGGCGCUGGAAAGUCGCUGUCAACUGCGUCUCCGAGACCUCCAAGAGUCGCUCGAACUGCGACGUAAAGUCGACAUCCACGAGAUCGAAGAGCGUAAGAACUUGCACAUCAACGACCUGAUGAAAAACCACGAAAAGGCCUUUACACAGAUCAAAAACUAUUAUAACGACAUCACCAAAGACAACUUGCGUCUCAUUGACUCGCUUAAGAACGAGAUCGCUGCGAUGAAGAAGAAAGCGGCGGCGAACACGAAGCUCAUGCACGACGUGUCGCAAGAGAACAAGCGGCUGUCGGAGCCUUUAGCGGCUGCGAUUCAAGAGGUAGAACACUUACGCCAUGAGCUUAAAGACGAGCAGAAGGACAAGCUGUCGCUACGUAACGCUAAGGCCAGACUACUGUAUCUAGCUCAACAAGUAAACGACCUUAAGCAACGUCAAGCGGAGCUCACGAUGAGCUACAGAACGAUGGAGUCGGACCGCAACGCACUGUACGACACGUUCGAACACACGGUGCAGACUAUUCACAAGAAGGGCGAGUGCAAGAACCUCAUCUUGGAGCAGCGGUUGGCUUCAAUGGACGAUCAACACGCACGAAAAGGCGCCCAGCUGCAGGAGAUUCUACUGGCGGCAAACCUCGACCCAGUGCAGGCGCGCAGAGUGACGGAGACGCUGGGCACGCUGCUGGACUCGAAGAACUCCAAGAUUCGCACACUCCAGUACAGUGUCGCCAAGGAGAGCAAGGCUUUUAAUGACAGUUUACGUACCUUCACACAGAAGUUGACCCAGUUUGGCAUCCCAGAGGAGGAGAUCCGAGCUCUCGGAUUCAAAUCACUGGCCUCCAAUACCAACGUGAACCCAGCCGGACUGGUAGCAACGGAGUAAUCUUUGCUUAUUGAUGAAUGGAUGCAGCUAUUU